CGUCUUCCAUGGAGCUCUGCUGCUGGGGAGGCGACUGGGGUUUGCCGUCCGUACACGCGGAGUGCCUCGUCGUCUUGGUAACGACUGAUGGGCUGCGCGGGCGAGGGCCUUGGAAGUGGGGAGGGUCAACCGUUCCCAACGCGGUGUCUUCCAGAUGUGUGUUGAACUACAACUACCAGCAGCUCCCAUGCCGGGAAUUAGAGCUCAGUACAUCUGGAGUGCAUCACCUUGGGGAAGACUGUUGUGAAGAGACGUCGCUUCAAGAGGGCGAUGCUGAGGCACCUUGCUUUCUUCCCAUAAGGAUUUGGGCUUAUGCCAGGUUUUCUGGCGCACCAAUGAAAAUAAAUGUUAUAGAUAAUUCAUGGAAAGCACCAAGAGGUAAUUUACCAUUAUUGAUAUUGGAUGGCACUGUUAUUUCUCAGCCAGCAAAAAUAUUAAACUUCUUAAGAAAACGGGCAUAUAAUGCUGAUUAUGAACUGUCUGCAAAAGAAGGAGCUGACACACUGGCAUACAUUGCACUACUUGAAGAAAAAAUAUAUCCUGCCAUGCUGUACACUUUCUGGGUUGAAGCUGAUAAUUACUACAACGUAACAAAACCAUGGUUUGCUUCAAGAAUUCCAUUUCCAUUGAGUUGGUACCUGCCUAGAAAAAUGUCUGGAGAAGCAUUUAACAGGAUCUUGUUGACAAAAGGGGGACCUCCACUCUACAGUCUCACUGAAGUGGAAGCACAGAUCUACAGAGAUGCCAAGGAGUGCCUGAAUCUUCUGUCAACCAGACUAGGGACAACUCCAUUUUUCUUUGGAAAUACGCCUACAACUCUGGACGCCUUUGUGUUUGGCUUUCUUGCUCCCCUAUAUAAAGCACCACUCCCCAAAGUCCAGUUACAAGAUCAUUUGAAACUACUUCCCAAUUUAUGUCGCUUCUGUGAUGACAUUCUGAAUUGCUACUUCAGACUAAAUUUAUCAGUGACCUCUCCAGCAAGUCAGGACACUGUUGAUGCGAAUCUGCAGAAACUCACACAGCUUGUAAACAAGGAAUCCAACUUGAUUGAAAAGAUGGAUGAUAAUCUCCGUAAGAGUCCUCAGCACCCUCCACGUAAACUGACAACUCUCAAACUUUCUGCCACUGGUGAAGGAAAUAGUUCACCAAAUCGCUUAUCACCCUGAGAAUUUUAAUUUCACGUUUAUGCCUAUGUUCAGAUAUAUUUGUCUUCAAUCAAUCUUUGCACUAAUUUUCUAUGUACGUGAAGUCAGAGGGAAAGGUACAUUAACUAAUCAGUGCAGACCCAUUCAGGUAACCAAUGCACUCUGUGGUCAUAGUGGAAGCUGUAAAAGUCCUAAUUGAUCACAGGCAGAAUCAAUGAGCAAUUGGACAGCAGAGUAUGAGGUUCAGCAUAACGCUUGUUCUUUAAGAUUGUUACAUUUCUUGACCAAAAACUAAUAUUCUAUUUGUGGGAAUAUGCAAAUAUAUUCGCAUGUUCUGCUAGAUUAAGCUUUCAAUAUUGAUUGUAAUCAUCUUAUAGCUCAAGUUGGUUGUUGUAUGUUGAAACAGACACUUGAUCACUUUUAGCAUUUUUAUAGAUUUCUAAUAUGGUUGAAAUACAGAAAGAAAAAGUAACAGCUUACAUGACACAAAGAGCAAGAGACUGCAAUUUAAUUGUCAUUUUAAUAGCUUUUUAAAAGCAACAAUCAUGUGAGUUAUUUUAAAACAAAUACAAGUUUUAAAAAGUAAGCUCAUUAAAGUAACAUUGGUGUCAUUAUUCAAAUCUGGAUUCAGAAAUGGAACAAAUUUGACCAAUCAGCUUGAUUGCGUACACAGCUUUGCGAGUGCACUGAUUUUUGCUGAUUCCCUCUACAUCCCCUGCACCACCUUUUAUGCUGCUUCAUGUUUUCUCAACCAUCAGAGCAGCUUUCUGAUGAGCUGCAAAGGGAAAUCACCUUCCAGUGAAAGUAGAAUUGUCCCUGUUUUUCCAGUGAUAGAAGCCUUGUUUGUAUUACCUCUUAGGAAGCAGUGUGCAAAGGCUCCUGCCUGCUUCCUAGGAUGCUCUAGGAACAGGGUUUCUAUGGUAGGAACCAUGCAGCCUUUUCCAAAACAUUUUUUCUUGAAAAAUUUCAAGUAACAGUGUGAGAGGUCAACAAUUUUCAGGAAGGGAGUGGAUUAGAGGAGGAAGGGCUAGAAACCAGGACUAGGUGGUUGAAAACAAGUUUCUGGAGAAAUGCACUUUUAUCUGAUCAAAAUAGCUGCCUGGCUGCUGAAACUCUCUUGGCCAAGAGUCAAACAUAUGUGCAUGUGUGUGCAUGCAUGAGUACCUGCAAAGGCAUAUGGCCUCUGCCAUCCCAGCAGAUAUCCCGUGUGACUCUUGGCACCAGAAAGUUUGUCAGUCUUUGCUGUAGAGAUUGCUUUUUGUGUUCUUUUUCUUUUUGGUUCUUUGCUAAAUUAGGGUACCAACUAUUUAUUGGUAGGAGAGGAAGAUAGAUUGAGACUGGUUUACUGCAAGAAAAGCACUCAGCACGGUGUGCAGGAAGCAGGGUGUACAAUCUGAAAACACUCAAUGUAGACUUCCUUUCUAUUGUUUAGGCCUUAUGGGUGUCCUGUCCUUCUGUGUCAUCCACCUGCCUGGUUGGAAACAGUAUCUCAUGCUCAGCUUCCGGGCAAGUACCAUAAAAUGGCAGCACAUACCGUGUUUCCCUGAAAAUAAAACACUGUCUUGUAUUUUUUUUGGGAUAUACACUAGGUCUUAUUUUCGGGGUAGGUCUUAUUUUUUUUAUUUUUAAUGUGUACAACAAUCCACAC
Molecule: messenger RNA, 2793 nt
Organism: Varanus komodoensis (Komodo dragon)
Lineage: Eukaryota; Metazoa; Chordata; Lepidosauria; Squamata; Varanidae
Gene: MTX3
Product: metaxin 3
Exons: 9
Coding region: 9-1166 (385 amino acids)
Biological process (GO): mitochondrion organization
Cellular component (GO): SAM complex
Source: RefSeq, a predicted model, not a curated record